AUGACGUUUGUGGGCAAGGUCUGCGCGGCCGCGAUCGCGACGCCGUACGACGGGUCCGCGCCCGACAAGGUGGCGGCCAAGACCAAGGUGCUCGAGGACCUCGUGAGCCUCCUCCAGGACGAGGCGAAGGCCGUCUCGCUCUUGACCGAGACGUCGAUGCCGCAUGUGAUGCACAUGCUGCAGCUCAACCUCUUUCGCGCGCUGCGCCCGCCGCGCGCCGACUUUGAUCCGGACCAAGACAUGCCCGAGAAGGAUAUUGCGUGGGUGCAUCUCCAGCCAGCGUACUCGAUUCUUACGUACGUCAUCCGCGCGCCGAUUGCGCCACGACUGGCGAAGCGGUACAUCACGCCGUUGUUUUGUUCACAGCUGCUCGGGCUUUUGCGCAGCGAGGACCCGGACGAGCGCCUCGUUGUUGCGACGCUCCUCCACAAGCUCUACGCCAAGUUCAAGAGCCUCCGCGCAUCGUUUCGGCAGACGGUCGGUCACAUUUUUCUGCAGUUUGUCGACGACCCACCGAGCUUUCCGUUUGGGAUUGGCGAGCUCCUCGAGGUGUUUGCUAGCAUCGUCAAGGGUUUUGCCACGCCGCUGCUGCCCGACCACGCGCUUUUUAUGACCAAGCACCUGCUCCCGCUCCUCAAGCCCACGAGCUUACCGACGUACCACCAAGCGCUGCUCCUCUGCCUCAGCAUGUAUUUGGAGAAGGACCCAACGACGGUCCACACGAUUCUAUCGCACACGCUCAAGUUUUGGCCAUGGCAAGCGACGUCCAAGCAGAUUUUCACGUGUGAGAAGCGCCAGAUCACGUCGGUCGUCGCCAAGUGCCUCCAGUGCGACCACUUUCAGGUCGCGGAGCGGUCGCUAUUUCUCUGGAACAACCCGUACUUGAUCAACCACUCGGUGCUCAACCAAGACCACGCGCGGGAACUCUUGCCGAUCUUGUUUCCCGCGCUCUUCAAGGCCUUCAAGCUCCAUUGGAACCUCACCGUGCGCGGCCUCGCCCGGAGUGUGCUCGAGAUGUACACCAAGUACGACUUUGCCACGUAUCGGCGGUGCCUGGAAAACUUCGAAGCGGACCAGCUCGCGCUUUUGGAGGCCGACGCGAAGAAGGAAGCCAAGUGGAGAGCCCUCUUUGAGCGCGUCGCGAUCGUAGGGUAG
Saprolegnia parasitica CBS 223.65 is the source of this 1155-nucleotide messenger RNA. RefSeq lists its product as hypothetical. The transcript is spliced from 3 exons. Gene Ontology annotation, biological process: signal transduction. Lineage: Eukaryota; Oomycota; Saprolegniomycetes; Saprolegniales; Saprolegniaceae. The record is from RefSeq and is a predicted model, not a curated record. Gene Ontology annotation, molecular function: protein phosphatase regulator activity. Gene Ontology annotation, cellular component: protein phosphatase type 2A complex. Bases 1 to 1155 code for a protein of 384 amino acids.